UGUCAUCCUUUUAAACGGCUCAACUGCUUUAAUCCUGACGGCUGGCCACCGCGGAUAUGGGCAUGCGUUUGUUUUAAUAUUCCUCACCGUUAUGUGCCCGCAUAGAUAAACUUAAUUGCAGUCCUCAUUUACUCGCUGCAAGAAAUUACCAGGAAGCUGCUUUAAUUGGAGUUCUGGUCUGCACGAAGACUGAACAGAAUGGCCCGAAGCCUCUCAGCGGCACCGGCUUUCUGCAUGCGGAUAUGAAAUGACAGGCUGCAGAUGGUCCUUUUUUUUUUUUUUACUUCUAAAAAGUUCUCUCUUUGGAGGCCACAUUCAUAUCUGUGAUCCAUUACGCAUCACAGAUUUCCUGAGGAGUUGAUGGUGCGUUUUCUUCAGUGAUUUUGUGGCGUUAACCUGCGGAAAUGGACGCCGCGAAGAAAGAUGGCCUCCCUGGGGGCGAUGCGGGCAAAUCAGACACCCUCGGGUCAACUGGCUCGAUCAGAAAAAGAGGAGGGGGGGCCAAGAAGGCGAUGCAGGCAAACAAGUCUGCCCUCAGGGCCCCCCGAGCUCUUUGCUGCCUCACUCUCAGCAACCCCAUCCGGAUGGCAGCGCUAGCCCUGGUGGAGUGGAAGCCCUUUGAUAUUUUCAUUCUUCUUGCCAUUUUUGCCAACUGUGUGGCCAUGGGUGUCACCAAGCCAUUUCCUGAUGAUGAUUCCAACCCUACCAACCACAAACUAGAACAAGUUGAGUACGUCUUCCUCGUCAUCUUCACCAUUGAGACCUUCACUAAAAUUCUUGCCUACGGCUUAGUCAUGCACCCCAGCGCCUACAUACGCAGCGGAUGGAACUUGCUUGAUUUCAUUAUCGUCAUCGUCGGGCUGUUCAGUGUGAUAGCAGAAGGCAUGACAGAUCACAAGCCCGGUGAGGCCCACCAUGCUGCAGGAAAACCUGGAGGCUUGGAUGUCAAAGCUCUCAGAGCGUUCAGAGUGUUACGACCACUUCGACUUGUGUCUGGAGUGCCAAGUUUGCAAAUUGUGUUGAACUCCAUCAUGAAAGCCAUGGUGCCCCUGCUCCACAUUGGUAUGCUGGUCAUGUUUGUCAUCAUAAUUUAUGCCAUCAUUGGCUUGGAGCUUUUCAUCGGCAGGAUGCAUAAGACGUGCUACUCCAUCGGCACAGGUCUCAUGAUCGAGGAUGAUCCAACACCUUGUGCGUUUGCUGGGAAUGGACGCUUUUGUGUUGGCAAUGGGACUGAGUGCAGGGGCAAGUGGGAGGGCCCCAAUGGAGGGAUCACAAACUUUGACAACAUCUUCUUUGCCAUGCUGACAGUUUUCCAGUGCAUCACUAUGGAGGGUUGGACAGAUGUACUCUACUGGAUGAAUGAUGCUAUAGGCUAUGAGAUCCCAUGGAUUUACUUUGUUUCUCUGGUCAUCUUUGGAUCAUUUUUCAUUAUCAAUCUUGUAUUGGGUGUAUUGAGCGGAGAGUUCUCUAAAGAAAGAGAGAAGGCCGUCGCUCGUGGUGAGCUGCAGAAGGCGCAGGAGAGCAAGCAGAUGGAGGAGGACAUGAUAGGCUACAUGGACUGGCUCAUAGAGGCAGAGGAAGUGGACGAAGAAGGAAACAAACGUGCUGCAAUUGCAAAGAAAAAAAUGAUGAAGAAGUUUGGCUGGUAUAAGCACAGUGAGGAUGGAGGAGAAUCAGACUCUGAUGAUGAUAUAGCAUACCUGGAUGAUGACAGUGGCUUCUGUGCAUCUCUCAUGGCAAAGAUGAUGGCCAAUAGCUUCUGUGACCAAUUGUGCCAGCUGAAUCACACUUUAAGGAAGAACUGUCGUGUUGCAGUGAAGACCACUAACUUCUACUGGUUGGUGCUUCUGUUGGUGUUUCUCAACACUGUGGCCAGUGCUUCUGAGCAUUAUGGGCAGCCAAAAUGGCUCACAGAAAUGCAAGAGCGAGCCAAUAAGAUCCUGCUGCUGCUCUUCACUCUGGAGAUGUUGAUGAAGAUGUACGCCUUUGGUCUGCAGAUCUACUUCAUGGCGCUGUUCAAUCGCUUUGAUUGCUUUGUCGUGUGUGGCGGGAUUCUUGAAACACUGCUCGUAGAGUUUGAUGUCAUCCCGCCCAUUGGCAUAUCUGUGCUGCGCUGCAUCCGACUGCUCCGGAUAUUUAAGAUGACUCGGCACUGGGCUGCCUUAUCUGAUCUGGUCACUUCACUGCUCAAUUCAAUGAAAGCCAUCUGCUCCCUUCUGCUUCUCCUCUUCCUCUUCCUCAUCAUCUUUGCCCUCCUGGGUAUGCAGUUAUUUGGAGGCAAAUUCAACUUUGAUGACACUCAGAUGAAAAGAAGCACCUUUGACUCAUUCCCUCAGGCUCUGCUCACAUGUUUCCAGAUCCUCACUGGAGAGGACUGGAAUGCUGUGAUGUAUGAUGGCAUUAUGGCAUACGGAGGGCCAGUAUUCCCUAACAUGGUGGUGUGCGUUUACUUUGUCAUCCUCUUUGUCUGUGGUAACUACAUCCUGCUCAAUGUCUUCUUGGCUAUUGCUGUGGACAACUUGGCAGGAGGCGGUGGGAAGAAGAAAGUCGAAGAGAAAAAGGAAGAGGAAGAAGAGUGGGAUGAGGACGAAGAGAAAGAGGAUGAAGAUGCAGGGAACGAGGAUGACGACUGGCAGGAAAAUGAGGAGCUGAGAGUCAUCGAGGGACUGGAGGGAGUUGCUCCUCUAAAGCCUGAUUUCUCCGGGCCCAAAGAAAAGAUCAUACCAAUACCUGAUGGAAGCUCCUUCUUCAUUCUUGGAAAGAAAAACUGUUUACGAGUCGCUUGCCACAACCUCAUCCAUCACCCCUACUUCACCAACUUCAUUCUCAUCUUCAUCAUCCUCAGCAGUAUUUCACUGGCUGCUGAGGAUCCAAUCAAAUCCCACUCAUUCAGGAACACUGUGCUGGGAUAUGCUGAUUAUGUAUUCACUUCAGUUUUCACUGUGGAGAUCAUACUUAAGAUGACUGUUUAUGGAGCUUUUCUGCACACCGGCUCCUUCUGUAGGAAUGCCUUCAACCUUCUUGACCUGCUGGUUGUCAGUGUGUCACUCACGUCCUUUUUUUUGCACUCAAGUGCCAUCUCUGUGGUGAAGAUUCUCAGAGUGCUUCGAGUGCUCCGGCCUCUUCGAGCCAUUAACAGAGCCAAAGGACUGAAGAAUGUGGUGCAGUGCGUGUUCGUGGCGAUCCGCACCAUCGGCAACAUCUUAAUUGUCACAACCCUCCUGCAGUUCAUGUUUGCUUGUAUUGGAGUGCAGCUUUUCAAGGGCAGAUUCUACAGCUGCACUGAUGAAGCCAAACAGACUCCAGAUGAGUGCAAGGGAACAUUUGUGGUGUAUAAGGACGGGGAUAUGAAUCACCCUAUGGUCAGAGAGCGGAUAUGGGAGAACAAUGAUUUCAACUUUGACAAUGUGCUGAUGGGAAUGUUGGCUUUGUUCACUGUAUCAACAUUUGAAGGCUGGCCACAGCUCCUGUACCGGGCCGUGGACGCCAACGCCAUAAACCGAGGUCCUAUUUACAACUACAGAGUAGAAAUAUCCAUCUUCUUCAUCAUCUACAUCAUCAUCAUCGCCUUCUUCAUGAUGAACAUCUUUGUGGGUUUUGUCAUCAUCACAUUUCGAGAGCAAGGAGAGGCUGAGUUCAAAAACUGUGAACUCAACAAAAAUCAGCGUCAGUGUGUGUAUUAUGCACUGAAAGCUCAACCAAUUAAGAUUUACAUUCCCAAAAACCCAUCCCAGCUCAAAUUCUGGAAAAUUAUCAACUCCAGCCAGUUUGAGUACAUCAUGUUUGUGCUGAUUCUGGGAAACACCCUUACUCUGGCUGUUCAGCAUUAUGAGCAGUCAAAACUAUUCACCUCCAUUAUGGACAUCCUGAACAUGAUCUUCACUGUGGUUUUCACUAUAGAGAUGAUUAUCAAGCUAAUGGCUCUGAGGGCACAUCACUACUUCAUCGAUCCUUGGAAUUCAUUUGAUGCGCUGAUCGUUGUGGGAAGUGUGUUGGACAUUGCUGUCUCUGAAUUUAGUGGGGGAGGCGGUCAUGGCGAGGGUCCUGGGAAAGGAGAAAGUGGAAAAGUGUCCAUCACAUUUUUCCGUCUAUUCCGAGUCUUGAGGUUGGUCAAACUGCUCAGCAAAGGAGAAGGCAUUCGGACUCUUCUCUGGACUUUUGUCAAGUCCCUCCAGGCUUUACCUUAUGUUGGCCUCCUCAUUGCCAUGAUCUUCUUCAUCUAUGCUGUGAUUGGCAUGCAGAUGUUUGGGAAGGUGGCAGUUGAUGACGACACACACAUCAACAGAAACUGCAACUUCCAGACUUUCUUCAUGGCCGUUCUGGUACUUUUUAGGUGUGCCACUGGAGAGCAAUGGCAGGAGAUCAUGUUGGCAGCUCUGCCGGGCAGACGCUGUGACCCAGAAGCCGACGUUGAGCCCGGUGAAGAGUUCACCUGUGGUAGCAACUUGGCCUACAUCUACUUCAUCAGCUUCUUCAUGCUCUGUGCUUACCUAAUUAUCAACUUGUUCAUUGCUGUCAUCAUGGAUAACUUUGAAUAUCUGACAAGAGACUGGACCGUGCUCGGUACUCACCAUCUGGAUGAGUUUAAGAGAGUUUGGUCUGACUAUGAUCCGGAGGCCACCGGUCGCAUAAAACACAUUGAUGUAGUCACUAUGCUGCGCAGGAUUCAGCCACCUCUUGGUUUCGGAAAAUUGUGUCCUCAUCGCGUUGCUUGCAAACGACUGGUUGCUAUGAAUGUCCCCCUGCAUCCUGAUGGGACAGUCACCUUCAAUGCUACUCUGUUUGCUCUCGUGCGAACCUCACUCAAGAUUAAGACAGAAGGCCCCAUCGACCAGCAGAAUGAAGAGCUGAAGGUGAUUAUCAAGAAGCUCUGGAAGCGCACUAAGCCUAAACUCAUUGAUGAAGUCAUUCCUCCCCCUAGAGGGGAUGAAGUGACCUGUGGAAAGUUUUAUGCCAGCUUCUUGAUUCAAGACUACUUUAAAAAAUACCGCAAAAGAAAAGAAAGGGAGAGGAAAUCCAAAAAGAAGGACAAGGCAGCUUCUCUACAGCAAGGGCUGCGGACACUACAGGACCUGGCUCCAGAGAUGCGUCUGGCAAUGGCCUCUGAUCUGGAAGACGAGGAGGGAGCAGGCGAUGAGAUAUUCGACAGUGGGCCUGAAACUUCAGCAACUCCCACUCCCUGCACCACACCGAUGCCACCUCUAGACACGCUGGUAGAGCAGACGACUGUGAUCGUGGAACCCGAGCCCAAGAUCGCCAACCGGGAUGUGAUCACAGAGCAGGUGACGGGCUUGCAGGAACACCAGAAACCAGGAUCAGAGCUGGCAGGUGUCAGUGUGGUAACAGAGCAGCCUGUGAGGUCAGAACCCCUGCUAAUGAGGAUGGACUCCAUCAGUGAAUCGCCUCUUCCUCCUCUUCCUCCUCCUCCUCCUCCUCCUCCUCCCCCAGAGAUUUCAGUUGAAGAGAUUAAAGAUGCAGGGGGAAUAUCUGAGCAGGUUUAUAGCAAUGAGGGAGAUGUUGCAAGUCUUGCAUCAGUAGACAGGUAUGUGUAUACAGAGGCUGUUUCUCCAGUCCCUACUGAUACAGGCUACAACGGCCAGAGUCUGGAAAGAGGUAGCAGCCUUGGGGAAAUACCAUAUGAUUCUAAUGGUACCAAUGACUUCAUCAGCACUGGUUACAGUGAUGCCAACAUGAAUGGAGGGAGUGUUGCUAUGAGUCCCACUCCCUGCACCACAAAUGAAUAUAAUGUGACUGGAUAUCCAGGAUACAAUGAGAACGAAAGCAGUGUCAUCCCCGCCAAUGGGAAUGGAAGCACAAUGAGCAGCGGAUAUGAAAAUGGCGGCAACGUCAAGGAUUACACUGGAAAUGGCUACAAUACAAACGACAACAGCGGCAGCAUCAAGGAUUAUGCUGGAAAUGGCUACAAUACCAACGAGAAUGGCGGCAGCGUCAAGGAUUACACUGGAAAUGGCUACAACACAAAUGAGAGCAGCAGUGCCCAGUUUGUUAGGAGACGGCUACUUCCUGCUAUUCCAAAAGGUCAUAAGCCUGCCUUUAAUUUCCAAUGUCUGAGGCCACAGAGCAGUGUGGAUGACCUCCCUAUCCCAGGAAUCUAUCAAGGCAACACAUCUCCGACUAGAUCUCGCUUGCAAACCCAGCACAGCCUGGACUCCCGGCCCAGCAGUGUGUCCUCAAUGUCGUCCGCCUCCUGGGCGAACACGGCAGCAGCUGGUGCCACUCCUCUUCCAGGAAUAAUUGCCCCCUCAGCACGAAAGGGCAAGCUCAUCUACACUCCUAUGAUCUUGGUGGAUGAAGCCACAGGUACAAGUCAGCCACUGUGGAAUGAUGGCUCUGCCAGCCUUCCUGCAGGAAGGCGCCCAGGCUGGUACCCCGGUCAAACCAGGACAUUCACCAGUGUAAGAAUGCCACCACCUGUGAACCAGGGCUUUGCAAACAAAGGCAGUGCAGACAGCCUGGUUGAGUCGAUCUUGAUCUCUGAGGGUCUCGGUCUCUACGCAAGAGACCCAAAAUUUGUGAGCUUUGCUAAGCGGGAGAUCGCUGAAGCCUGCCACAUGAGCCUGGAUGAAAUGGAGAGCGCUGCUGCUGACCUGAUAGCACGUGGAACCACUCAGUCGAUUUCUCGAUUUGAGGAGGAACUGGCUGAUGAAAUGAACUGUGUGAUUUCUUACUGAGUUCAGCAGAACUGUAAGAAAAAUGUGUGAAAAACUGAGAUAUGAAGUUUGUUUUUUUUAAAAAAAGAAGAACAAAAUCUUUUAUGUGGGUGUGCGAUUAAAUUUGUUUUGAGAACAAAAAGAAACGUCCUACAUGUGAGUUUUUUUUUUUUUCAUCUGUCACUUUGGGCAUGAUGUGCUUUUUGUUUGUGAAUGCCAAAAACACACACUGACUCUAAGUGUACAUGUCAUUAUGUGGCAGGACUCAACCAUAUCAACUGGCUGACGAAUAUUUUGACUGCAGCAAAAGAGUCAACAGAAGUGUGGCUCUUAGCAUUAUUAUGAUACAAGUCCAUUUUAUGCAUUGUACUCUCAUUUUGUACUCUACUUGAACUGUUGUCACUAUAUACAUGGGUGUGUUCAAUUGCAGUUGGGGAAAAUAAACUCUGAAAUAUGAAUAUUUUAAACCUGCACAUGUAGAUCAAUAACAUUUCUCUACUCUUUCAACACCAUUAGCUUCUUUAGAGAAAUAUUUAAAUAUUAUGAAUAUCCGCUAAGAUGCACAAUGCAAAUGUAUGGCAGAAAUGUCCAAAUUGUGUUUUGGAUUUAUUGUGACUGAACAGUUGUGUGGCUCUCCACUGUGCACAAAUAAAAUAAACAUUUUCUCAAAUGUUUAA
Archocentrus centrarchus (flier cichlid) is the source of this 7348-nucleotide messenger RNA. Its product is annotated as voltage-dependent L-type calcium channel subunit alpha-1D-like. Gene Ontology annotation, cellular component: voltage-gated calcium channel complex; membrane. The record is from RefSeq and is a predicted model, not a curated record. Bases 405 to 6692 code for a protein of 2095 amino acids. Gene Ontology annotation, biological process: calcium ion import across plasma membrane. Gene Ontology annotation, molecular function: high voltage-gated calcium channel activity. Lineage: Eukaryota; Metazoa; Chordata; Actinopteri; Cichliformes; Cichlidae. The transcript is spliced from 47 exons.